AUCCAUUGGGGCGGGAGCUUGUGACUCACACAACUUCCUCUAUAGUAUAGCGCAUGGAAGAGUUGAGCGCGAGCAUUCUCUCAUUCGGUGCUUGGAGAGAGAGCUGAACACUUCUGCAGAAUCUGCACACCCGUGAGGAGCAACAGGACUACAGAGCUGUUAAACAGGCCAAACUAAACUGAUACGGUACUGAAAGAGUUUUGACGGGGGACCGACUCGGAUCAGGAGCAACAUGAGCGAGCGUUUUGACUGUGACAACUGCAAGGAGUCCUUAUACGGCAGGAAGUACAUCCAGGCGGAGGACAACCCUUACUGCAUCCCUUGCUACGACAGCCUGUUCGCCAACACCUGUGAUGAGUGCAAAGAGCUGAUUGGCCAUGAUUCAAGAGAGCUAUUUUACGAGGACCGUCACUACCACGAGCACUGCUUCCGCUGUUUCCGCUGUGACCGUUCGCUGGCAGACAAGCCCUUCACCAGCCAGGACGAUGCUCUUCUGUGCAAUGACUGUUACUGCAAUGAGUUCUCCUCCAAAUGUGUGGCCUGCGAUAAAACUGUCAUGCCUGGAACCAGGAAGCUUGAGUAUGCCGGCUCCACGUGGCAUGAGGACUGUUUCAUUUGCAACAGCUGUCAACAACCAAUAGGCUCCAAGUCAUUUAUCCCAGAUAAAGAUGACCACUAUUGCGUACCCUGCUAUGAGAACAAGUUCGCACCGCGCUGUACUCGAUGUAAACAGGCCUUGGCUAAAGGUGGUGUGACCUAUAGGGAAGAGCCAUGGCAUAAGGAGUGCUUUGUGUGCACAAGCUGUAAAGUCCAACUAGCUGGUCAGCACUUCACCUCCCGUGAUGACAGCCCAUACUGCCUCAAAUGUUUUGGCAAUCUGUACGCGAAGAAGUGUGAAGCCUGCAAAAAACCUAUUACAGGUUUUGGUGGAGGAAAGUACAUUUCGUUCGAGGACCGGCAAUGGCACCAGCCGUGCUUCACCUGCUCUCGAUGCUCUGUGUCGCUGGUGGGCGCUGGCUUCUUCCCUGAGCAAGAUGAGAUCCUCUGUCGCAACUGCAAUGGCAACUUAUAGAAUGCAACCCCUAUCCACACACUUUACCUUCCCAUAUACAUGCAUACAUAUACAUGCACACGUCUAUUUUACACUGCUGUGCCCUCACGUGAGAACUUCACAUUUCAAGCUAUGCCUAUGCUGAUACUGCUGUUUGAGAUCCCAGCAAACCAGCAAUCUGCCCCCACACACAACGGUCUGAGUUUCACCAAAAUACUCAAAAAAAUAGGCUUACUGGUUUAUGACUGGAUAAACGAGACUUUAAAAGAUGCACCAGAGAUUGCUGUUGAGUUGGUAAAGCCACGCAAUGCUGAGUUCCAACUACAGUCUGUCCAUUGCACAAUCCAGAAUCAACACUCUAUAAAUGUGUAGGUCUCUAUGCACAGAUAAAAAUAUCUGAUCUGCCUACUAGUUAUUCCCAUCUUUAUUUUUCCUGGCCAGCCAGAACUGUCAUUAGGCUGGUAAUGGUCAUUAAUGGGUGGAUGUAGUCUGUGUUUACAGCCUGUGAAAGAACUCAUAAACACUCAAAGGUCAAAGGUUUGGUGUUCUGUUGAAGUGACUGAACGCCCAUUUAGAAUUGUUCCAAACACUCUGUGCCAAUCAAAGUGUACGUAAAUGAAAGCACGACUGAUUUUAAGUCUUGGGAACAAUGAAAGUUACACUUUGAGAAGCAGCCACCCAAAGCUGAACAUCUAAGCAUUCACACACCAUAUAUGUCACACAAAUAUGUGUGACUGCUGUAGUUAGUGAGCACUUUUUUCUAGAACUUCACUGAAACCUUUUGUCUUUCUUAGCCGAACUUCAGCAUCAAACUACAUUUGAUGCAUUGCACAUGCAUGCAUUCAUUUCAGUGGGAGUCUUCCAAAAUGCAUAGCAAUGUCAGAAAAAAUUACAGCUGAAAUGUUUCUGCAGUCCAGAAAUAUGUGGGAAAAUGAAGUUUGAAAUGCUUUUUGUCUACAGGUGGAAGACAGAAUUGCAUUUGCACUACUAGCUUGAAUUAUAUAUAAAAGCACAAAAACUUCAAGAUACAGCACGCAUUACACUGUAUAUACACAAACUACAUAUUAUUUCCUGUUCACUUCCUGUUUUUUAAUUGUUUGAUAAUUCGUUAUGACCUCUACAGUCAU
Molecule: messenger RNA, 2178 nt
Organism: Sinocyclocheilus rhinocerous
Lineage: Eukaryota; Metazoa; Chordata; Actinopteri; Cypriniformes; Cyprinidae
Product: four and a half LIM domains protein 3-like
Exons: 6
Coding region: 233-1072 (279 amino acids)
Biological process (GO): actin cytoskeleton organization
Cellular component (GO): stress fiber; nucleus; Z disc
Molecular function (GO): transcription coregulator activity; actin binding
Source: RefSeq, a predicted model, not a curated record